This is a messenger RNA of Closterium sp. Naga37s-1, 816 nucleotides long. Lineage: Eukaryota; Viridiplantae; Streptophyta; Zygnematophyceae; Desmidiales; Closteriaceae. The record is from the annotation of a GenBank genome assembly.
AUGAUGUGGGCGAUCACCAACAGGAGCACCCCCUUAGUGCUGUCGCCGCAGCAGGUGUGCGACUGCGCGACGAAGCAGUGCUGCCAGGGCGGCUGGCCUGACUGGGCCUACUCCUACGUGCUCUUCAACGGCGGGCUCCAAUCGGUCGACGACUACAGCUAUAUCGCGCAGGACAACCAGCUCUGCAGCAUCAACGUGUCGAUCCCUAACGCCGCUCAGGGCUACGCCAUCGGAGCAGCAUCUGAUGGCACGCAGACGUGCGUGGGAGUGGCAACCACAUCUACCUCUACUAUCACAUACACCACUGUUCCUGGAGAUUCCUGCUCUGUUGUGGCAGCAGCGUUUGGCAUCACCACCACCACCCUCUCAUUGUUGAACCCCUUCCUCAACUGCUCGCUUCUGUACAUCCCUCCUGGAUUCGCUAUUACCGUCUCCAAUACAAGCACAUCCUCCUCGCCCAUCUGCACCGCAACCUACAUCGUCACUCCCACCGACAACUGCACAUCUCUCGCCAAUACUUUCUUUGCGGGCAGCGUGACGAACCUCCAGAAGGCAAACCCACUCGCGUGCACAACCGGCCGCCCGGUGUACCCAUCCCAGGCGAUUUGCACGAGUGUAACGACUGCGGGUACCAGCGUGACGGUGCCGCAGUGCGGGCAGACGUACUCCUCCGUAGCCGGCGAUACUUGCUCGUCUGUUGCCACCAAGUAUCUCAUCUCCCUCGCUACCUUCACUGGCCCACUUACCUCCUCCUUCUUCCUCUCCCUCCCUCCCUCCCUCCCUCCCUCCCUCCCUCCCUUCCGCAGACCACGGUGA